GUUUGGUAGGUACGGCCGAGUGUGCGAUUAGAUAUGCAUAUAUAAACUGUGUUCUCAAUGGUUUUGUACACAGUAUUUGUAGCCCAUAAUCGUCGGAUAACAGACGUGUGACGGUGCCUACGCUCGUAGUGUACAUUCGACGGCAGACUUUGUAAACACGAUGUCAGUGAAAGUGGAGAAGAUCGUGGACCCGGUGACGCUGGGCGAGGGUCCUCACUGGGACGAGCGGCAGCAGGCGCUGUACUUCGUCAGCAUCCACGACCGCACCAUCCACAAGUACGUCCCCACCACCAAGGAGCACACCAAGACAACGCUCGAUGGUACAGUGGGAUUCAUAGUUCCGGUGGAGGGCACCACAGACCAAUUCGUGGUGGGGGUGGGUCGCAAGUUCCAGGUGGUGCAGUGGGACGGCAGGGAGAACAGCCGCGCGAAGGUCGUCCGGGAAUUGGGGGAGGUGGACCAGCACACAAACCCACCCACUAGGCUCAACGAUGGAAAAGCCGAUCCGAGAGGCAGAUUGUACGCAGGCACGAUGGGCCACGAGAAGCCUCUGGGGGUCUUUGUGCCAGAGCAGGGCUCGUUCUUCCGCCUGGACGGCAGCAAGAUCACAACUGUGAGCGACAAGAUCGGAAUCUCCAACGGUCUGACCUGGGACCUGAAGGAGAAGGCCAUGUACUACAUUGACUCGCCGGAGCUGAACAUCAGGAGAUACGACUACAACGUGGAAACAGGAGAAAUAUCAAACUUGAGGCGUAUAUUUGACUUUAAGAAAAAUGGAAUAGAAGGUACCCCGGACGGCAUGACCAUAGACACGAACGGUAAUCUAUGGGUCGCGGUGUUCAACGGAUCGAGUAUCCUGCAAAUAGAUCCGAGGGCUGGUAAAUUGUUGCAGCAAAUACCAAUACCGGCGAAGCAGGUCACCUCUGUGACGUUCGGCGGACCCAAUUAUGACAUACUGUUCGUCACAUCGGCUAAACUUAAAAUUGAUAAUGUUGAACAGAAGCCCCCGUGUGGAGCAACGUUUAUAGUGACAGGUCAUGGGGCCAAAGGGUACCCCAACAACAACUUCCGGCUGUAGUGUUCCAUAUCAUUAUACCAAAUAACACUUAUAACUAAUAAUGCAUUUAAAUAUCUAAGUAUUUGCUUCUCCCACCAUAUUAUAUUUACUUUUAUAUCUUUUCUAUUAUAUUCACAAAAUUAUUCUAUAUUAUAUUAUUAUUUUAUAUAUUUUCAUUUUAUUUUUAACGUAAUAACGACCGUAUUAACUUAUCAUAAGUUUCGGGACUAUGCGGUACCCUUAGCCUGACUAAGGGUUCCGGGGGGUCCCAAAACAAACUUUUUCGAUUAAAAUACAAAUGUUAAUUCGCUUGUUUAUUACCUUAAAAUAUAAUGUUUACUCACAACAUUUCUAACAAUUAAAUACCACACAUGUUUAUGUAUACAUAAUUAAAUAACAAUUAAUUAAACAUAAUUAUUCCCGCCACUAUCACUAAGAGCUGUAAUAUGUAUCUAUCUAUCGACAUAACAUUUUUUGUUGGACGCCUCAUGAAAAUAACUUCAUAAAUUAAUUUUAUUUAAAAUUUUAAAAUACACUGCCUCUAAUAUAGUAUUUUUAUUCACCAACCAUAUAAAAAACAUGAUUUUGUUUGUAUAAAUGCAUUUAUGAGUACUUAUUAGGUAUACCGUAUUGCAUUUAUUGUCGUCAGUCAACUAUAUUACCUAUUUAUAUUUAUUUAUCUAUUUUAAUAUAAAUCCAAACUUUAAACUUUUAAUACUCGAUCACGUAUGGCAAUUUUUUAUUAGUAUUCUAACUUGUGAUUUAAAUUAAUAAUUUAAUUAAUUAAUUUAAAUUUGUCAAAUGAAUUUUACCAAAUAAAUAUUUAUAGAUAAGGAAGGACAAACAUUAUUUUUAGACAUAUCUACAAUAAUAAUUUUAUUAAAAACAUAAUGUACCCGAUGAUAUUUAUAAAUAUGUACGUAUAUAUUAAUAAAUAUAUUUACAAAUAAAUAUUUUAUAUGUAAAACUAUUUGUAUUGGAAACAUAUCAAUUUUAUAACCUAUAGGUACGUAUUGAUAAUUGUUAGUUGAAAAUAUGUACACGACUUAUUUACCUAAUCGUGUGUGUUUUUAAUCAAUUUGGAUAUUGUAUUAGAACUACAAUUAAGUAUGUACGUAUUAAGAUUUGAAUAAAACAGUGAAUAAAUUUUAAUAAAACAUUUGAUUAAAAAA
Messenger RNA from Galleria mellonella (greater wax moth), 2229 nucleotides. Its product is annotated as regucalcin-like. Bases 161 to 1078 code for a protein of 305 amino acids. The record is from RefSeq and is a predicted model, not a curated record. Gene Ontology annotation, biological process: L-ascorbic acid biosynthetic process. Gene Ontology annotation, molecular function: enzyme regulator activity; gluconolactonase activity; calcium ion binding. The transcript has 5 exons. Lineage: Eukaryota; Metazoa; Arthropoda; Insecta; Lepidoptera; Pyralidae.